Messenger RNA from Phragmites australis (common reed), 2162 nucleotides. RefSeq names its product pentatricopeptide repeat-containing protein At3g29290. Bases 187 to 1938 code for a protein of 583 amino acids. Lineage: Eukaryota; Viridiplantae; Streptophyta; Magnoliopsida; Poales; Poaceae. The record is from RefSeq and is a predicted model, not a curated record. Gene Ontology annotation, molecular function: protein binding. The transcript has 2 exons.
CCCCUCUCUCUCUUCUCGCGGUUACUCUUCCCCCCUUCUCCUAUCCAUCUGAAGCGCCAGACCAAUUUUUUUCACCCAAUUCCGUUGAUUUUGCCUUUCCUGGAUUGGGUUCUUCAUCCGGAGUCAACAAAGAGAGUCCCCUUGUCCUGAUGUAAUCUUUGGGUUUCGUUAGCACUCGCUGCUGCCAUGGCUACAGUUUCGAGCGUCUGCAGCACGAGCUGCGGCUCCUUCGGCCAAGAACCACCUCUUCCUGGCAAAAACGGCUAUGAGGGCACACGAUUCCGUCCGAGGAAUGGAUUCCGGAGCAGAGAAGACGCCCGCCAGGUACAAGCUCCAAACCUCGCCAUGGUUACGGCUGGAGUGUGCGUUUGUAGGGCGGCUCCAUACGUUCUUGUGUCUGAGGUCGCCGGCAAGGGGGACGCUGACGUGGAGGUUUGGGACCUGGAUGGUGAGCCACACGGUGCUGUUGGCUUCGAUAGUGGCAAGAGGCGUGGGCUGCGUCGGCGUCCGAUGAGGCCGCCGGUCGUUGUGGACAGUGGGGAGGUGGGCGGAAGGAGUGCGCCGCCGGCGAUGGCGUCGGAGUCGGAGAGGAAAUCUGAGCAUGGUGGGUCGAGGCUGUACUUCUUGGAGGAGAGGGAUGAGGAGACGCUGUCGAAAAGGUUGAUACGGCUCAGCCAAUCCAACAAGGUCAGGAGUGCCACUGAGCUGUUUGAUUCAAUGCGUGCGUCAGGACUGCAGCCGAGCGUGCAUGCCUGCAACUCACUUUUGGCUUGCUUUGUCCGUCGAAGUUCUUUGGUGGAUGCGAAGAAGAUGUUUGAGUUCAUGAAGGGGAAAGGAAUGGCAACAGGUCACACAUAUACCUUGAUACUCAAGGCUGUUGCAAGCACUGAGGGUUAUGUUUCUGCCUUGCAAAUGUUCAGUGAGGUUGAAGAGGAGGAAGAUUCGAAGAAAAUCAUCGAUGUGAUCGUGUACAAUACUAUGAUAUCCGUGUGUGGAAGAGCAAAAGACUGGAGGCAAGUGGAGAAACUGUGGAGAAGGCUAGAGGAGAAUUCUUUGAGUGGAACCUUGAUGACCUAUGAUUUAUUGGUCAGCAUAUUCGUGCAAUGUGGACAGUCUGAGUUAGCAAUUGCAGCUUAUCAGGAAAUGCUCCUGAAAGGACUUGAUCCGAGUGAAGAUAUAAUGAAGGCCAUCAUUGCAUCGUGCACCAAAGAAGGUAACUGGGAGUUUGCACUGGCCACAUUUAGUAGAAUGCUGAGCACUGGCAUGAAGCCCAACAUAAUUACGUUCAAUUCAAUGAUCAACUCACUCGGGAAGGCUGGUGAAGAUGAACUUGCCUUCAGGAUGUACCAUCUGCUAACAUCUUCAGGCCAUAAGCCUGAUCAAUAUACAUGGAGCGCAUUAUUGUCAGCAUUAUAUAGGUCUGGGCGAUGUUGGGAUGCCCUGGAGCUUUUCCAAGGAAUCAAAGCCAAGCAUCCUUUGCUCUUAAAUGAUCAUCUCUACAACAUUGCUUUGAUGUCUUGUGAAAGGCUUGGUCAAUGGGAACUUGGUUUGCAGUUGUUGUGGAUGAUGGAAAAUGGUGGACUGAAAAUAUCAGCAGUAUCUUACAAUCAUGUGAUACGUGCUUGUGAGGUUGCUAGCAAGCCGAAAGUUGCUCUUAAAGUAUACCAGCGUAUGAUUAAUCAAAGGUGUUCACCAGACACAUUCACACAUUUAUCUGUUAUACGAGCUUGCAUCUGGGGAUCUCUUUGGAAUGAAGUAGAGGAUAUAUUAAAGGAGGUCGCUCCGGAUUCUUCAAUCUACAACGCAGUGAUCCACGGGCUUUGUUUGCGAGGCAAGAUCGGAUUAGCCAACAAGGUGUACACUAAGAUGCGUAGCAUUGGACUUACACCGGAUGGCAAGACACGGUCAUUCAUGCUUCAGCACAUUGCAUUGGACUAGCCCCAUCCUGAAGAACGGAAAGCAUCAAGUUGUUGUACAGCUCCAGACGAGCAAAGCGUAUCUGAGCCAUUGGCGCCACGCUCAGCGGUUUCCCUCGUACAGAGUAAAAAAAAAAAGUUACACGUUAAAGCAGAAUGGCUGGUCUGGCUCACUGAAAUUCUAUGUAAAAGAUAUUUGACGGUACGACAGCGGCUAAGGAAUACAGCUUACUAGCAGUUCAUCUA